Molecule: messenger RNA, 1366 nt
Organism: Nelumbo nucifera (sacred lotus)
Lineage: Eukaryota; Viridiplantae; Streptophyta; Magnoliopsida; Proteales; Nelumbonaceae
Biological process (GO): mitochondrion organization
Cellular component (GO): nucleus; mitochondrion
Source: RefSeq, a predicted model, not a curated record
UCUGACUCUCUCUCUCUCUCUCUCUCCACCUUUGUCUCCUCUCACCGUCGGUUUCUCUCUUAGUCUCCUCCCCCCUUUUUUCUGUACACAGUUUGCAAAAGUUAUUCUCUUUGGCCAUUUAUCUAACAGUCGGCACUUUGAGUCCCUUCAACGGUGUUUCGUAGAUUUUGGUAAGAAUAUGGGAGAUGGGAUGUCGCUCGAUGUUUUGCCUGCAUCCACGACAAGCAGUUGAACCAUCCAUUGCUCCUGGAGCUCUAAGGAGUUCUUUUCACCAAUAAGUCUGUUGGGUUCUUCAUGGAUUACUACCCAAUCGAAACCAGAAAGGUAGACAACUGCCCAUUUAUCAAAAAUUUUGCUCAACAAUAUCUGGGCUUGGAUUAUUUUCAGGCCUCUUCAAAAAGACCUCCAAUUGAACCGCGUUUAUUUACCCGGCCCCGAUUUAUAUGCGUGCGUGUGGACGAGUCAAGCCGUGGAAGAGCUUACGUGUUUCCCAAGUCUUCACUUGCAGUUUAUAUGUGCCCAGAAUUUUCAAGAAGCAGCCCAGACGUGUAGCUUUCUUUCGCCUUAUAAAACACCCCUUCCCUUGCAUCGAUCAACCAUUUAUUUCUUGCGCUCGCAAUAUACGUUCCGCUUCGUUUCGUUUCUAUCUGCUCAAUCGGUAAUCAUGCCUCGCCGAAGCUCUGGAGGAAGAUCUUCUCUUGGCAAGACUUCUCAUCCUUCUCCAGUUCGUAACCCUCCUAAGCCUGCAAGUCAUGCUCCUCCUCCAGUUGUACAAGGUGGUGGAAGCAUAUCAACUCCAGGCCUUGGUGCUACUUUGGCCGAAGGCAUUGCUUUUGGCAGUGGCAGUGCAAUUGCCCACAGAGCUGUUGAUGCUAUGAUGGGUCCUCGAGUCAUUCAACAUGAGACAGUGGUCUCAGGUGCUCCUGCUGCAGCACCUGCAUCUAAUGUGAACGGUAUUGGAGGAUCCGAUGCAUGUGGCAUUCAAUCAAAAGCUUUCCAAGAUUGUCUAAACAAUUAUUCGAGUGAUAUCAGCAAGUGUCAAUUCUAUCUAGACAUGUUGUCUGAGUGCCGCAAGAACCAUGCUGGUGCAAUGGGUGCCUAGGUUUUGUUUCAGCACAUCAUGGAUUUCUUAACCCCCCCCCCCCUUCUAUUUUUUUUCUUUAUUUCUUACCUAAAUUCCAAGUGAAUAUAUGUGGGUUUAUCUGAUAAUUGGUUGGAUAAGGAUAGGUAGGGAUUGAUCAAAUAGCACCUAUUACUUGGUAAGAGGCUUUAUAUGGGCACCGAUUGUACUGCCAGAUGAAAUUCACACACGCGACUCUUUGGAGUAUUUCUGAACAUAAUAUUAUUAUGCUUAUUUUUAUUGUGA